Carassius auratus (goldfish) is the source of this 4683-nucleotide messenger RNA. Its product is annotated as UDP-glucose:glycoprotein glucosyltransferase 1-like. Gene Ontology annotation, cellular component: endoplasmic reticulum. The record is from RefSeq and is a predicted model, not a curated record. Gene Ontology annotation, biological process: ERAD pathway. Lineage: Eukaryota; Metazoa; Chordata; Actinopteri; Cypriniformes; Cyprinidae. Gene Ontology annotation, molecular function: UDP-glucose:glycoprotein glucosyltransferase activity.
UGCGUGUACUUAAAGCCAUAUUUCUGGAAAGGCACAAAGAGCAGAUCCUACACAUGAACCGUGGGACGGACCGCUCGCUCAUACCGUCCAAACAUGGCAACUCACGAAGCAGAUCCAGAAGCCGGUGCUGGCUUUUGUGGGAAAAUGUGGAUGUUGUGUGCUGCACUGCUGGCUCUGUGCUCUGUCCACUCUGUCCACUCUGUCAGUGGGGACUCGAAAGCUGUCACAACAACACUGACCACUAAAUGGCCCUCAACACCUCUUCUGCUAGAGGCCAGUGAGUACCUUGCUGAAGAGAGUCAAGACAAGUUCUGGGACUUUGUGGAAGCCACUCAAAAUAUUGAAAAGGAUCAUGAUGACACGGAUCGGGCUUACUAUGAUCUGAUCCUGAAGAGAGCCAGUGCGCUGCUGAGCCCAGUGCAGCUAAACCUGCUGAAGUUCGCCCUAUCUUUGAGGGCCUACUCAGCCACCGUCCAUUCCUUCCAGCAGAUUGCAUCUAAUGAGCCUCCUCCACCUGGCUGUAAAGCGUUCUUCAAUGUACAUGGACAGACAUCUUGUGAUACAGAAAGACUUAAAGUCAUGCUGGAUAACGCCUUAGAACGGCCCAAGCCACACCUGUUCAAAGGUGAUCACAAAUUCCCCUCAGCCAAUCCUGAUGCACCCAUUGUGAUUCUUUAUGCUGAGCUGGGCACCACAGAAUUCUCCAGAUUCCAUCAGCUGAUGCUGGCCAAAGCCAACAAGGGCCUGAUCACUUACGUUUUACGUCACUUUAUAUCUAACCCCAGCAAGGGUAAAGUGCUCCUGUCUGGAUAUGGAGUGGAACUGGCCAUCAAAAACCAAGAGUACAAAGCCAAGGAUGACACACAAGUUCAAGCUGGAGCUGAUGUGAAUGCCACUGUAAUAGGUGAAAACGAUCCUGUGGAUGAAGUCCAGGGCUUUCUGUUUGGCAAACUCAAGACCAAUUAUCCUGAACUUAAGGAACAGCUGAAGGAACUCCGGAAGCAUUUGAUUGAGAGCACCAAUGAGAUGGCCCCACUUAAAGUCUGGCAGAUGCAAGACCUCAGCUUUCAGACUGCCGCCCGUAUCCUGGCAGCUCCCUCUGUGGACGCUCUCAAUGUCAUGAGGGAUUUGAGCCAGAACUUCCCCACAAAAGCCAGGUCCAUAACAAGAACAGUGGUUAAUUCAGAGAUCCGGAAAGAGAUUGAGGAAAAUCAAAAGUAUUUUAAAGGGACGUUAGGUCUCCAGCCAGGGGAAUCGGCUCUGUUUAUAAAUGGAUUCCAUAUUGACCUGGAUGUGCAGGAUAUUUUCAGUGUUUUUGACAUGUUGAGGAAUGAGGCAAGGGUCAUGGAAGGUCUGCGUAGUCUGCACAUAGACACACCCUACAUCCACGACAUCCUCAAACUCCACGUCCAGCCCUCAGACUCUGACUACGGAGUGGACAUCCGCAGCCCUGCUGUUAAUUGGAUUAACAACCUGGAGACAGACGGCAGAUAUGCCUCCUGGCCCUCUAAUGUGCAGGAGCUGCUGCGGCCCACCUUUCCUGGAGUCAUUCGACAGAUCCGGAAAAACUUUCAUAAUCUGGUGAUGAUUCUGGAUCCGACUCUUGAGAACACGGCGGAGCUGAUCAGCGUGGCUGAGAUGUUUUACAGCAACAACAUCCCACUCAGGAUUGGACUAGUGUUUGUGGUGAAUGAUUCUGAUGAGGUGGAUGGGAUGCAAGAUGCAGGUGUGGCUCUACUUCGAGCUUUCAACUACAUUGCUGAUGACGUUGACAGCCAGAUGGCCUUCGAUGCCAUCAUAUCUAUGUUGAACCGCGUUCCCAGUGGAGGCAAACUGAAGGUGGAGCAUGUGGUGGGUGUGUUGGAGAAGAGAUAUCCCUAUGUAGAGAUCAGCAGCAUCCUAGGACCCGACUCUGCCUACGACAACAACAGAAAAGAGGGAAAGGCAUAUUAUGAGCAGACUGGUGUUGGCCCACUGCCUGUGGUGUUGUAUAAUGGAAUGCCUUUGCAACGUGAGCAGUUAGACCCAGAUGAACUUGAGACAGUCGUCAUGCACAAGAUCCUGGAAACCACAAGUUUUUUUCAGCGCACCGUCUACCUGGGUGAACUGAACAGUGACCAUGAUGUGGUGGAUUUUAUCAUGAAUCAGCCCAAUGUGGUCCCACGAAUCAAUUCCAGAAUCCUGAGCACCAGCAGGAAUUAUCUGGACCUUUCUGCCACCAACAAUCAUUUUAUUGAUGAAUAUGCACGUUUCCUCUUUCUGGACACCAAAGACAAGAACGCAGCGGUGGCCAACAGCAUGAAUUACAUGACAAAGAAAGGGAUGUCAACCAGGGAUGCUUCUGAUGAUGGCAUCAUCCGUCCAGUGACUUUCUGGGUAGUCGGUGACUUUGACCAGCCCUCGGGACGACAGCUGCUGUACGAUGCUAUACGUCACAUGAAAACCAGUAAUAAUGUACGAUUAGGAGUGAUCAAUAAUCCCAGUGAGAACCCGUCUAAUGAGAAGAACCUAAUCGCUCGAGCCAUAUGGGCAGCCAUGCAGACCCAAACCGCCAACAACGCCAAAAACUUCAUCACCAAGAUGGCUAAAGAAGAGACAGCACAGGCUCUUUACGGAGGGAGAGACAUUGCAGAGUUCGCUGUCGGGGGCAUGGAUGUUCCUCUGUUUAAAAGUGCAUACGAGUCCCCUAAUGUGAACUUCCUGUUGGCUCACUCUGCUUACUGUCGGGAUGUCCUCAAACUGCAGAAGGGCCAGAGAGCUGUGAUCAGUAAUGGAAGAAUCAUUGGUCCAUUGGAAGAAGGGGAGGUCUUUAACCAGGAUGAUUUCCUGCUCCUGGAAAGCAUUAUCCUGAAGACAUCAGGGGAGCGUAUUAAGGGCAAAAUUCAACAGUUAGGCAUGGUAGAGGACAGAGCUAGUGAUCUGGUGAUGAAAGUGGACGCACUGCUGUCCUCCCAACCCAAAGGUGAGGCAAGGAUCGAGCACACUUUUGCAGAAGACAGAUACAGCGCUGUAAAAGUCAGACCAAAGGAAGAGGAAGUGUACUUCGAUGUGGUAGCAGUUGUGGAUCCAGUGACCAGAGAUGCUCAGAAACUGGCACCCCUCCUCCUGGUGUUGAAGCAGCUGGUCAACGUCAACCUGCGAGUGUUCAUGAACUGCCAGUCCAAGCUCUCUGACCUCCCACUGAAAAGUUUUUAUCGGUAUGUUUUGGAGCCAGAGAUUUCGUUUAUGGCGGAUAGCAGCUUUGCUUCUGGUCCGAUGGCUAAGUUCUUGGAUAUGCCACAGUCGCCAUUGUUUACUCUCAACCUAAACACCCCCGAGAGCUGGAUGAUUGAGUCUGUCCACACGCGCUAUGAUCUGGAUAACAUCUACCUUGAAGAGAUUGACAGUGUCGUGGCCGCUGAGUACGAGUUGGAAUAUUUAUUACUGGAGGGUCAUUGUUUUGACGUAACAACAGGUCAGCCGCCCCGUGGGCUACAGUUCACCCUGGGCACUGCCUCGGACCCAGUCAUAGUCGACACCAUCGUCAUGGCCAACCUGGGUUAUUUCCAGCUGAAAGCAAACCCUGGAGCUUGGAUUCUCAGACUGCGGAAAGGCAGGUCGGAUGAUAUCUACAAAAUCUACAGUCACGAUGGCACAGACUCUCCAGCCGAAGCUGAUGAUUUAAUCGUCGUCCUCAACACCUUCAAGAGCAAGAUCAUUAAAGUCAAAGUGCAGAAAAAGCCUGAUAUGAUGAAUGAGGAGCUUCUUAUUGAUGGAACCCAUGAGAACGACUCUGGAUUCUGGACAUCUCUCACCAGAGGAUUUACUGGUGGUUCAAAGCCAGAAGAACCCAAACAGGAGAAAGAUGAUGUCAUUAACAUUUUUUCUGUGGCGUCUGGCCACCUGUACGAGAGGUUCCUCAGGAUAAUGAUGAUGUCUGUGCUCAAACACACCAAGACACCCGUCAAGUUCUGGUUCCUCAAAAACUACCUGUCUCCGACUUUUAAGGAGUUUAUUCCGUAUAUGGCAGAGAAGUAUGGUUUCCAGUAUGAGUUGGUGCAGUAUAAAUGGCCACGCUGGCUUCACCAGCAGACAGAAAAGCAAAGGAUCAUCUGGGGAUAUAAGAUCCUGUUCCUCGAUGUGCUCUUUCCCCUGGCUGUGGACAAGUUCCUCUUCGUAGAUGCGGAUCAGAUAGUUCGCACAGACCUGAAAGAGCUGCGGGACUUUGAUCUGGAGGGAGCACCGUACGGUUACACGCCUUUCUGUGAGAGCCGAAGAGAGAUGGACGGAUACCGUUUCUGGAAGUCUGGCUACUGGGCCAGUCAUUUGGCUGGACGUAAAUACCACAUCAGUGCUCUAUAUGUGGUCGAUCUGAAGAAGUUCAGGAAGAUCGCAGCUGGAGACCGACUGAGAGGCCAGUACCAGGGUCUGAGUCAGGACCCCAACAGCCUGUCCAACCUGGACCAGGAUCUUCCCAACAACAUGAUCCACCAGGUGCCAAUAAAGUCACUUCCUCAGGAAUGGCUUUGGUGUGAGACCUGGUGUGAUGAUGCAUCUAAACAGAAAGCCAAGACUAUAGAUCUGUGCAAUAACCCACAGACAAAAGAGCCCAAGCUGCAGGCUGCUGUGCGUAUAGUAGCCGAGUGGAGUGACUAUGACCAGGAGAUAAAGAAAAUCUACAACAACUUCCUGGAGGAGAAAGAG